This is a messenger RNA of Mirounga angustirostris (Northern elephant seal), 13814 nucleotides long. RefSeq names its product NUBP iron-sulfur cluster assembly factor, mitochondrial (gene NUBPL). Gene Ontology annotation, biological process: mitochondrial respiratory chain complex I assembly; iron-sulfur cluster assembly. The transcript is spliced from 20 exons. Gene Ontology annotation, cellular component: mitochondrion. The coding region runs from base 40 to 999 and encodes 319 amino acids. Gene Ontology annotation, molecular function: 4 iron, 4 sulfur cluster binding; ATP binding; ATP-dependent FeS chaperone activity. The record is from RefSeq and is a predicted model, not a curated record. NCBI's taxonomy places the organism in Eukaryota, Metazoa, Chordata, Mammalia, Carnivora, Phocidae.
GCCGGUUUCCGGGCUGGGCUUAAAGCCGUGUUCCGCGCUAUGGGGUGUUGGCAGCGUUUGUUGAUUUUUGGCGGGGUAUCGCUUCGGGUUGGUGGCCGGGCCAGUGUCCCGCUUGGGGGAAGCCGAGUGUUGGUUUGUCGGCGCCAGUUAUCUGGCGCUGACAGUGAGACCCUAAAACAAAGAAGAGCACAAAUCAUGUCCCGAGGACUUCCAAAGCAGAAACCAAUAGAAGGUGUAAAGCAAGUUAUAGUUGUGGCUUCUGGAAAAGGUGGAGUUGGAAAGUCUACUACAGCAGUGAACCUUGCACUUGCACUAGCAGCGAAUGAUUCGUCAAAGGCCAUUGGCUUGCUAGAUGUGGAUGUGUAUGGCCCUUCAAUUCCGAAGAUGAUGAAUCUGAAAGGAAAUCCGGAAUUAUCACAGAGCAACCUAAUGAGGCCUCUUUUGAAUUAUGGUAUUGCUUGUAUGUCUAUGGGCUUCCUGGUUGAAGAGACUGCACCAGUUGUUUGGAGAGGCCUUAUGGUAAUGUCAGCUAUUGAAAAACUGUUGAGGCAGGUAGAUUGGGGCCAACUCGACUAUUUAGUUGUUGACAUGCCACCAGGAACUGGAGAUGUGCAGUUAUCAGUCUCACAGAAUAUUCCCAUUUCAGGUGCUGUGAUUGUCUCCACACCCCAGGACAUUGCACUGAUGGACGCUCGCAAGGGUGCUGAGAUGUUUCGAAAAGUCCAUGUGCCUGUCCUGGGCCUUGUCCAAAAUAUGAGUGUUUUCCAGUGUCCAAAAUGUAAACAUAGAACUCAUAUUUUUGGUGCUGAUGGUGCAAGAAGACUAGCACGGACCCUUGAUCUUGAUGUUCUAGGAGACAUUCCCUUACAUCUUAAUAUAAGGGAAACUUCAGAUACAGGCCAGCCGAUUGUGUUUUCACAGCCUGAAAGUGAUGAGGCCAAAGCUUACCUGAGGAUUGCUGCAGAAGUGGUAAAAAGAUUGCCACCACCUCUAGAGUGAGUUCCCCAGAUGUUCUGGAAAUUUACCUGGUGCUUAACAGUAAGACGACUUUUGGAAAUAGCAGUGUGGUGAUGAAACCUACAGGAAUAAUAGCAAUCAUAGUUGUUUUCUUGUAUUUCUAAAGAAAUGUCUUAUUUUCGGAUUUGAUUUGCUAAGCAGUGACUCACAAAUAAAAUUUUCAUACAUCAAUGCUAACUGCUACAUUUAGGAAUUUUUUUGAAAGCUGAUGUGUACCAACUGCACAGAAAUGUGUUUUAUUUUAAUGAACGACCCUUUGGGGAAUCAUGAGUUUGUGUUAGAAGCCCAGCCUUCCAUUGAGGAAAGAACUGUGCUCUUUUGGGGGGAUUACAGAGUUAGUCAUUUAAAGGAUUUACUAAAUUUGUGUGCUGAUGUAAGUAUGACAACUCUCCAUCAGUCAGUUUGGUCUAGAUUUAAAUCUUGCCUUGGACUAUCUUGGACACAUUCUUAAUAUAAAUAAACCUCUGCUUCAUCUGGACCAGGCUUUAUCCUAGACUUACUGAAUAUAAUCUGCAGGGGUGGGGCUGGGACAUGUGUAUUUUUAACAAGAUUAUACUGAUUUUGAUGAUUCUGAUUAUGAUGGAAAUAGAAUAAUAGGUAACAAUUUAUGAAGUGUUUUCUUGUGUUAUUAUAGUUAAUCUUCCAUUCAUAUGAGUGGGGCACUGUUGUUGUCUCCACUUUAUAGAAAUGAGAAAACUGAGGUAUGGGAGUGUUAAGUGUCUUGCUGAAGGUUACUGUUCCAGCAAGCGCUGGAACUGGAGUUUGAACUUGGGCACUGGGAUACUGGAUCCUUCCUUUUUUACACUAAAGAGUAUUCAUUUAUUUCAAAAGAGAAAUAUGGUAUUAAGCAUUUCCCUCAAACUUACUGCACUGUGAAACCCUCCCCUCUCCCCUUAUAGGAGCAUUUCAUGGAGUUCGUGUUUCAAAUGGUACACUUUGAAAAACAUUUAUCUUGUCUAGUUGAGGCUCAGAGAAAUUCAGGGGGCUUUCCAAGGUCAGGUAGCAAGAUAGUUAUAAAGCUGCAAGUACUUGUAAGAACCAUUAGUUGAUAAAGAAGCAGUCUAUGACCUUUAGCAAAUACCUUCACAUCUUUUGCUUUGUCUCUGGCUUAAAUAGCCAGAAAAUUCGGCAAAGAGUUACCUGUCAUUAUAAACAUGUUUUCACACACUUAUGUUCACAUAAAAAAAACUAUGUGAGUGUUUAUGGAGGUUUUGUUUGUAAUAGCCAAAAGCAACGCAGAGUUUUUCAGUGGGCAAAUAGUCAAACGAACUGUGAUAUAUGCAUACCAUGGAAUACUACUCAGCAGUGCAAAAGAACAAACUAUGGAUACGUGUAACAAUGUGGAUGAAUUCCGGAGAAUUAUGCCGAUGAAAAAGCCAGUCCUAAAAUUUUUUAUACCAUAUGGUUCUAUUUAUGGAACAUUCUUGAAAUAACAAAAAUUAUAGAAAUGGAGAAUAGAUUAGUGGUUUUCAGAAUUUAAGGGGGGAGGGUUGCAGGGAAGAGAAUUAUGUGUGGCUAUAAAAGGGCAACAUAAGGAAUCCUUGUGAUGAUGGAAAUGUGUUCUGUAUUUUGACUGUGUCAGUGUCAAUAUCUUGGGAGCUAUUGUACUAUAGUUUUGCAAGUUGUUAUUGGAGGAAAUUGGGUAAAAGGGCACAAUGGAAUCUGCAUUAUUUCUUACAACUGCAUGUGAAUCUACAAUUACCUCAAAAUAAAAAUAAAAGUUUAAUUAAAUAAAACAAACGUGCUACUGUGCCUGAACUGAAAUGACUUGGGCCAAAUUAUCCAUGCUAAUUAAAAUCAUGAAUAAAAGUAUUUGUGAAUACACAGUAAUCAACCUUAAUCACUGUGAGGAGGAAAUGACUUUAUAUAUAUUUCUGUUUUUAUCAUUUUUUUGAGAGAAGGCUAAUGUAAAUAAUCAUUGAGCACUUCUAAAUACCAAAAAGCAGGUACUUGAACCAGGCUUAACUUUACCUAGAAAAAGAAUGAUUUAAAUAAGCUCCAGAGACACUAAAGGUUGUGUGCCAAUUUAAUACACCUCAUAGAGAAAUGGGAAAGAUCAUUUUUUUUCUCAUAAAUACAUGACUUAGAAAAGAGCUACAUGUAAAAUCACCCUUGCCCACAAGUCUCUGCAGAUGCUUCCAGGAAAGCCACUGAAAAGAUGGUGGUUGGAGUAUAUAUGCAGGUUCAUAAGUAGAAGAAGAAAAAGUAGCUCUAAGAGCAAGAAUGAAACUUGUUCUAAAAUUUAGCCUAUGGCAGCCUUUGCUAAGCUUCAAAGAGCUGACUUUAAAGAUAGACUGUCAAGCACAGCUAGUCUGCCUGUUGUUAGGGGUAAUAUUUAUUCCUUAUUCUUCACAUUUCCAUAGAGUUUAGAGAAUUUCCAUUCCACUCUCCAGAAGGUGAAGACAAGCUGCCCCACCCCAUGCCAGGGAAGGAGGAGAGACGCAUCUCAUGAGUAAAUUUCUUCCUGUCUGCAUUUCUUUGAUUUUAGCCAAAUCCUGAGCUUUCUGAGGCAGGCUACAGGGAAACCUGUCCAUCUCUGCCUUGGACUUGGGUGGGCAAGUCCAUCUAAUUUCGGGGUUGGGCAUUUGGUAGCCCACUAUGGUCACAUAUCCUCUAAUCCAGCUUUUUGUCAGUAAUAUAGUAAUAUUAUUUACCUUUAUCUGAAUUCUGUGUAUCUCAGUUCCAAACAGGGGAAGAAACCUCCCCCCCGCCAGUCACCACACUCCAAAAAACAUACCAAAUAUCGUUCUAGAAUCCUAGAAAAUCAGAACCAAAGAGUACAUUAGAGUUCAGAUACUUGCAUCUCUCCAUUGGAAACACUUCUAAUAAAAAAAAUAAGUUCACCAAUGGCCAGAAGCUUUCUGGGGGAGAGGAGGAGGUUAUAAUGAAGUAUACUAUAUAUAUAUAUAUAUAUAUAUAUAUAUAUAUAUAUAUAUAUAUAUACACACACACAGUAAAGCAUGGGAGACAUAAAUAUAUAGGUCAGUUGUCUACAAAGUGGACACCUAUGUAACUACCAACCAGGUAAGAAGUAAACCAAUACCAACAUCACAGAAGCUUCAGUAUUUUCUCUCACAAUUGCUUCCCUCUCCCCUUACAAAGUUAACCAUAUACUGAUGUUAUAAGACCUAAGCUUGUACCCUUCAACAUUAUAGUUUUGCCUAUUUUUUGCAGUUUAUAUUAAAUGGAAUUAUACAGUAUUUUGCUGUAUAUUAAUUGCUUUUAUUUUGCCCUAUAUUAACUGCUCUGUCUUGUUUCUGAGCUCCACGUCUACUGUUGCAUAAAGCAAUUAUUCAUAUUAUUUGCUGUAGAAUAUUAUGUUGUUGGAAUAUACCCAACUUGCCUGUUCCACUGUAGAUGGAUAUUUGGAUUGAUUUCAAUGUUUUAUUCUUACAAAUGGUGCUGCUCUGAGCAUUCUUGUAUAUAUUUUCUUGGUAUUCCAUACUUAAAUUUCUGUUGAGUUAUUUCUGGGAGUGGAAUUAUUGGUAGUUGUUUAGUGGUAUCUCAUUGUGGUUUUAACUUGCAUUUCCCUGGUUAUAAAUGAAGUUGAGUACCUUUACAUAUAUUUAUUGGCUAAUUAGGUUUCCUCUUUUGUGUGCUGUCCAGUCAAAUCUCUUGACCAUUUUUCUAUUAUGUUGUUGGAGUGUUUUAUGAAUCCUUGUCAGCUCUAUGUUGCAGAUGUCUUUCCCACUUUAUUAUGAUUUGUCUUUCACUCUCCUAAUGGUGUCCUUUUGACAAUCAAAUAAUCUUAAUUUUAACAAAUUCAAAUUAUUUUACUUUAUGAUUAUUGAUUUUUGUGGAGUGCCCCAAGGUCAUGAAGAUAUUAUCCUGUAUUAAUUUCUAGAAGUUUUAUCAUUGUUUUGCCUUAUACAUUUAGUUCUACAAUCCACCUGGAAUUAUUUUUUGGUUAUUAGGUGAGGUAGCCUUUAAGUAUUUUGUGUUUUGUUUUUUUUUUUCCUUGUGGUUAUCUAAUUGUCCACUGGGAUUGUCUUUUUCCUCUACUUUUCUGCAGUACCACCUUUGUUGUAAAUUAAAUGUCUAUGUUUCUAUGGAUCUGUUCUGGACUUCUAUUCUGUCCCAUUGGUUUAUUUGUCUGCCUUUGCACCAGUAAUUCACUGUUUUGUUUAUCAUCAGCUUAUUGGUCUUCAAGAACGUUUUGGCAAUUCUUGAUUUUUUUCAUUUUUAUAUAAAUUUUAGGGCCAGCUUGUGACAUUCAAAACAACAACAAACUACUAGAGAAUCUCAAUUUUGCUUAGGAUGGAGAAGGCUAGGAAGAGCGUCAUACUACCCUUUGAACAAGAAAAAACUGCAUGAUCUACAAAAUCAUAAUUUUUCUUAAACCCACCAGAGAUCCUAAGUUACAUUGCAACCAGAUCUUCUGAAAUGUAUGAAAAGACAGACCCCUUCAAGGAAAGACAGGAUGCAAAUAUACCUUUGGCAAAACACAGAAGAAAGAGAUGACAAACUCCUUAAAAUAACAGAUGGGGGAAACAGUGCUGGGACAACUGGUUAUCUAUAUGGAAAAGAAUGGAUCCCUUCCUCAUGCCAUAUAAAAUCAACUUUAAAAGCACUAGGUUCAAGAGAGGCUGUAGAGGGAAAAUCAAGAAUAGGAAAAGAAAUCAAUGCACAAAGCGUAUAUCUGCACUAAACAUUGAAAUUGGAAGAGAGACAGCAAUGGACAAUGGUAUGCAAAAAAAUAAGAGCUUGGAUGUGAGUCCACCUGUUGCCACGUGCUGCUGCCUCUGUCACCUUUGCAGACUUCUCCCUGUUCCUCAUUUGGCUGAUGACCUUGAUUCUUAACUUCACUGAGAAAACCAAAGCAGUCAGAGAAGGUCUUCCACCGGCUUCCACAACCACACCGACCAGCCUGCUGCAUCUAAGGGACUCUUCAGCAGCUAGAGGGAGAGGUAGAAACAGGGAAGAGGUGACAUCUGAGCUGCACUUUAAAGGACAAAUUCUAAGCAGAGGAAAACCUAGGCAAAGGACCAUGGAUACCAGUGGAUGGGAAGAAACUGGGCAGACAUCCUAGAAGCUAAACAUUUCCUGAAACAUUAGCAGGGGGUAGAUUGAAGCAUUGGUGAAAAGGAUCGGCUCUGCAAUCAGGCACCCCAUCAGCUAAUUCUUGUUCCAUCAGUGUCUACCGAGUGACCUUGAACAAGGCUGAAGAAACUCAGGAACCUAUGGACCCAGAGGGAAGGUAAUGGGGCAAAUGAGACCAAGGAAUCAGACUUUGCCGUGGGUUUACAGUGGCUGAUCCCUCUGUGAAAUGUAAGGGCUGGCCUUGGACUUUGAAUCCCAGUGUUCACCCUCCUCUGCCUGGGUGUGGACCUUCUUCCAGAGAAGCUUUGGUCUCCAGGAGAGAAGAUUGCAUGAGGCCUGGGCUUGUAUCUCUAGGAAACAGGAAGACUGCGGCAGCCGUGGGUUCACAGGGAGCCAGUGACAACAAGGCUGCCGUUUCCUCCCUGCCCCACCCACCAACCCCCCUACUCCUCAUCCUGUGGUACGUAAGCUGCCUGCACUUUGUGGAUCCCACAGGCCAUGGGCCUUCUUAGAGACCUCUGAGGCAUGAGGCUGGGGGUCACUUUAGUGGCCACGUGUCUGAGUUCACCUCUUGGAGGAGAAAACAUAUACCCUGGGACCAAUUGCAGCUCCUCACUGAUGUGCCUGCUACUCAGGCAAUAAUUGUCCAGUCUGGAACUGCUUUCUCUUCUUCCUAAAGCCUAAUGGUCCCAUCGAGUCCUGAGCUGAGGCUAGCCUCUGGAACCCAAGAAUAUGUGCUUUUAUAAACCCAAAAUACUGCAUGCUCUGCCCAAAGGAAGUGUUUCCACAAUUCCUCCCUUCCCCAGACAACUGUGUAUCAAACUGGAGGAAUUACUUUGAUAAGGUGGAUAGCGGGGGUCCUGGGACUGUCAUUGUUCUGAGUCCUGUUGCCUACAGACAGGGAGGUACCAGAGGCCAGGAGGGCGGCGAACGGCAGAUAGAGCACAGGUUGUGUGUCGGGCAGGUGGGGGUUAGUGGGGGGCUGGCAUUGUGUGUGCACACCUGCAGAGCCCCCACUUCCUUCCCACAUACCCCAACCCACCUUUCCCGGGGCACAGCAAAGGAGGGCCUUUCAUCCAUGGGUCUCACGGUCACCGAAGGCCUCACAUUUGGAUUUUUGAAAAUUUUAUCCCCAAAGAUAUGCUAAUAGGACUGGAAGAAGGAAAUUAUCAUUGGCUUUAAACUUCUGCCAAAUUUUGGUACCAUGCCCAUGAAUUUUAAAAAUAAAUCCUGCUAUUACAUUGCGAAUAGGAUGAUUACAUUGCCUUGUGUAUAUUUUAAAUUUUACAUGUGUUACAAACCUUAAUUUAAUAAAUGUAAGUUUCUAAAAUGUAUCACAAUUUUUGGAACCCUAUUGAGACAUCUCUUUAUUUAAACAUACCUAGACCCAGGCCUCUCUUGACCUCUCCUCUGGGUGGACUGUGGGAAAAGCUGUUCCCUUUCCGCAUGUCAUUUCAACUUCAGAAAAUCUAAAGAACUAAACCCUGUUUCAUUACAGCGGCUGACCUACUGAAAGAGAACUUCUAGGUUGGGCGUGCGCAGUUCAGCCUCUUUCUCAUGCCAUUAGAAAAUGCACUGCCCUGUCUUUCCCCAUCCCCUCCCUCAGUAAGGUUGUCUUGCUUACAUACUGCAGCCUGCCCAGCUCUGGCUGAUAAUUCUCAAGUCCUUUACCCUUAGACGAUGGUGCUCAACCCUAGCUGCACACUGAAAUCAAGGGAGGGGUUUUUAAAAAACUGAUGCCUGGGUCCCACCCCCAGAGAUUCUGAUUUACUUGCCAUGGGGUGUGAUCUGGGCAUUGGGAAAGCCCAGAUUAAAAGCUCCCCAGGUGGUCUUAAUACGCAGCAAAGUUUGAGAAACAGUGCACUAAGACAAUGGUUUUAAAACAUCCGUGUUAGAACUACCCUACAAUCCAGCAAUUGCACUACUAGGUAUUUACCCAAAGGAUACAAAAAUACUGAUUCGAAGGGGCACGUGUACCCCGAUGUUUAUAACAGCAUUAUCAACAAUAGCCAAAGUAUGGAGAGAGCUCAAAUGUCCAUCAACUGGUGAAAGGAUAAAGAAGAUGUGGUGUGUAUAUAUAUAUACAGUGGAAUAUUACUCAGCCAUCAAAAGAAUGAAAUCUUGCCAUUUGCGAUGAUGUGGAUGGAGCUAGAGUAUAUUAUGCUAAGCAAAAUAAGUCAGAGAAAGACAAAUACCAUAUGAUUUCACUCAUGUGGAAUUUAAGAAACAAAAGAGAUGGAACAUAGGGGGGGGAAAGAGAGAUACAAACCAGAAAACAGAUUCUUAAAUAUAGAGAGCAAACUGAGGGUGCCUGGAGGGGAGGUGGGUAGGGGUGGGCUAAAUGGCUGAUGGGCAUUAAGGACAGCAUUUGUUGGGAUGAGCACUGGGUGUUAUAUGUAAGCAAUGAAUCACUAAAUUCUAUACCUGAAAUUAAUAUUACACUGUAUGUUAACUAACUGGAAUUUAAAUAAAAACUUGAAAAGGGAAAAAAGGAAAACAUUAGAAUGUAUCAGAUUAACAUUUGGUGCUUACUAAAAAUCAGCUUGCUGGGCCCCAUCCCCACGGUUUCUGAAUCAGAAUUUCUGGAUGGUGCCUGAUAAUUACAUUUCUAACAAGUUCAAGUUCCCAGGUGAUGCAAUGCUGCUGGUCCAGGGACCACAUGUUGAGAACCAGUGUCCUAAAUGAAAGAAGCCAGGGAGAUGGGCCGGAGAGGGAAAUAUGAGUGAAUGCACGAAGAUCCAGCUAUUUCUUAUUCUCAAACUCUGUAGUUGGCUUCAGAGGCCAGGAUGCUUCUAAGUUCCAGAGUAUGGGUCACUAUAGAUGCGGCUGUACAGAAAGUCCAAGUGGGAUUAAGUUGAGUCCAGGCAGCUGGGACCCCCCAGUGGUUGGAUAAGGCGUGGGUCUGAAACAGAGUCUGCAGAUCUGGAUGGGCUCUGACCAGAAAUGUGUCACAUGUGUAAUUUCCUAUUUUCUAGUCCUAUUAAAAAAAACUAGAAAGAGGGGCACUGGGGUGGCUCAGUCAGUUAAGUGGCUGCCUUCGGCUCAGGUCAUGAUCUCAGGGUCCUGGGAUCAAGCCCCAAAUCAGGCUCCCUGCUCAGUGGGGAGUCUGGUUCUCCCUCUCCCUCUGCCUGCAGCUUCCCCUGCUUAUGCUCUCUCUCCCUCUUUCCCUCAUUCUGUCUGUCGAAUAAAUAAAUAAAAUCUUAAAAAAAAAAAAAAAACUGGAAAGAAACCGUGAGAUUGACUUUAACAAUCUGUAUAUUGAAUCUAAUUAUCCAAGAUCUUACCAUUUUAACAUGUCAUCAACAUUAAAAAUUAUUCAUGCGAGAGUUUGCAGUCUUUUUUUUCUGCUAAGCCUUGGAAUCCGGUUUUACACCUGGAGCCUAUCCCCGUUCAGACUAGCCACCCUUUUCAGGGGCCGCAUGCGCGCAGCACAGGUCUCGAUACACCACGUGCUGGGGCUGUGCGCUCCUGAGGAAGGGCUGAUGCACACGGGUCUCCCCUUCCCUCGGCAGCAGGCAGCCCCUCCUUCCUGCCCUUCCUAGAGCCCCUGGAAUCUCUUCUCAGGGUCUGACAGUCUUUGCCAUGUUCUGCGCCAGCAGCGCUGCCGGAGAGCACAAAAGGUGGAGUGGCCGAAUCAAGUCUGCGCGUCUGAGGACAGGAUCCGAGAGGUUCUAAGAUACAAGCAGAGCCUGGCUCUUUGGGGGAGACGAUGAGGCUUCUGUUGGAGAGAAAAUGGGCGUUGAAAUUGAGGAAGAGAGCGAAGAGAAAGCUGUGGUUGAACAGAGCAGUAGAACCAGGAUGGGGUUUUCUUUUGAAUGCGGCAAGCGGGAAUGAGCUGAUAUUUCUAGUGCUUACCGAAGUUUUUCCCAGCACUGUGUCACCCAUCCCUGCGCUCUCCCGGCGGCAUGCUGCCCUCUCUCCGAUUGAAGUCAUUAAACACUCAAGUAUUGAGCGCCUACUGCAUGUGCAAGCCUACUGUGAAGCAGUCGAUUGUAAUUAUUGGGAUCAUAUGUUUUAGAAAGUCAGGGCUGAGUUCAAAUUCCCGUUUUUGCGAUACGAUCUUAGGCAAGUUACUUAAUCUCUACGCCACGGUUUCUUCAUUUCCAAAAUGGGGAUAAUACCACCUAUACCACAGAAAUCUGGUGAGGUCGGUGCCUGGCGUGCGGGCACUCAGUGAAUGGUAGCAGCUGGGACUAAGUGAGGUGAGGCAGGUGCCGAGGGUGCGACAUUUAAAGAUUUUAUUUUUUAUUUAUUUAUUUGAUAGAGAGAGACACAGCGAGAGAGGAAACACAAGCAGGGGGAGUGGGAGAGGGAGAAGCAGGCUUCCUGCUGAGCAGGGAGCCUGAUGCAGGGCUCCAUCUCAGGACCCUGGGACCAUGACCCGAGCCGAAGGCAGACGCUUAAUGACUGAGCCACCCAGGCGCCCCAGUUUCCCUCAAUGUUAACAUUAGUAACUUUAGUAUAAUAUCACAACUGGGGUAGCCAUUAAUAUGGUCAAAAUAUAGAACAUUUCCAUUACUACAAGGAUCCCUCAUUGCCAACUUCCUGCCCCACCAUGCCCUACUUAAAUGCUGGUAACCAUUAAUCUGUUCUCCACUUCUAUGAUUUUGUCCUUUUUAAAAAUAUUAUAUAAAUGGAAUCAUGCAGUAUGUAACUUUUUGGGAUUGGCUUUUUUCAUUCAGCACAAUUCUCUGGAGAUUCAUCCACAUUGUUGUAGGUAUCAGUAAAUCAUUCCUUUUUUAUUGCUGACGACUAUUUCACAUUUGUUUUAACCAUUCCCUUAUUGAAGGAUGUCUAAUCAUUUCUCAUUUUGACUUUUGUGAAUAAAGGAUCUCUAAACAUUCAUGUUCAAGUUUUUGUGUGAAUGUAAGUUUCAUUUCUCUGGGAUAAAGGCCAAGGAGUGUGAUUGCUGGGUUGUAUGGUAGUUACGUGUUUAGUUUUAUAAGAAACUGUCUUAUUUAGUGGCCUGUCUAUCCUGGUACUCCUUUUUUUUUUAAAGAUUUUAUUUAUUUAUUUGACAGAGAGAGACGCAGUGAGAGAGGGAACACAAGCAGGGGGAGCGGGAGAGGGAGAAGCAGGCUUCCCGCCGAGCAGGGAGCCCGAUGCGGGUCUCGAUCCCAGGAUCCUGGGAUCGUGACCUGAGCCGAAGGCAGAUGCUUAACGACUGAGCCACCCAGGCACCCCAAGAGUGUGACAUUUAAGGAGGCACUUGCACUCGGGGUUGUGCGCAUGGCACCGUGUGGCGCUCUCCCCACCAUCCCCAUUGUUGCUCUUGUACGAUUACACUGUGGUAGGUGCCAGGCUGUGUAAGGCCCAGUCCCUUCUCCCAAGGAGUGUCGGGUCCAUGAGGGGAGAGAAGAUGUAUAUGCACAGACAAAUCAGAGAUGAACUCGAUGUCAUGAUUGCCUUGAGGGAGGAAGGAGAAAUCACUUCCACCGGAGGGAUUCAGAGACUGUGUCCUGGAAGAAUGGAUGAAGUAUCGGGAGGCAGAGACCGAGGGGGAGGACAGUGGGGAGAGAGAAUGGUUUGGUCAAAGCCACAGAGGUGAAGAACUGUGCUCAGGGAGCAGGGAAUGGUUGUGAUACGAGCGCAUGGAGGCAGUUAAAAGGGAAGAGUAAGAGGCUGGUUGCAGGGCUUGAAAUACCAGGCUAAGGGGUUUGGAUUGUACUUGGUAAAAAAUGGAAAGCCACAGACUGCAUUCCAGGAAGGAGUAACCACAGUUAUGAUGAAUACCUUUUCCUUUGGAAACAGAGGGAUUUUUGAGAGUCAGACUUGAUUGGCAUUGCCCUGUCAAAACUGAACACAAGCUCUUGUGCUUUGAGACACAUGUAACUUGUAAAUCAUAGUAUCCGUUAGCACCCCUUUCCAACCCCACUCCCCCAAAGUAACCAUGGUGACCGGUGUGGUGUGUAUCCUUCCAGACUUUCCUCUGUUCAUAGACAAUAUAGAGAUUGAAAAAAAUUGUAACCAAAAUUGGAUAUCAUAUUUACUGUUCUGCUAUUUACCUUUUUUAUUGUAGAAAACAUACAUCACAUAGAAUUUUACCAUUUUCACCACUUUUAAGGGUACCGUUGAGUAGCAUUAAGUCCAUUCACAUUGUUGGGCAACUAUCGCCACCAUCCAUCUCCAGAACUCUUUUUUAUCUUCCCGAACUGAAAAGCUGUACUCAUUAAACACUGCCUCCCUAUUCUCCCCUCCCCCACCCCACCUCUAGUAGCCACCAACUCUACUUUCCAUUUUUAUGAAUCUGACCACCUCAGAUAAAUGGAAUCAUACAGGAUUUGUCCUUUUGUGACUGGCUUAUUUCACUUAGCAUACUGUCUUCAAGGUUCAUCUAUGUUAUAGGAUAUGUCAGAAUUUCCUUCCUUUUAAAGGCUGAAUAAUAUCCCAAUGGGCAUAUAUAUAUAUAUAUAUAUAUAUAUAUAUAUAUAUAUAUAUAUAUUUGGUUUGUCCAUUCAUCCAUUGAUAGACACUUGGGUUGCUUUCACCUUUUGGUGUACUAUUAAAUAAUACAUUGUGGACAUUUCUCCAUGUAAAUCCUUACAGAGCCCUUCGUUCUUCUUAAUGGCUGCCUAAUACUCCAUUAUGUGGAAGUGACUAGUCUAGAAUCACACAACUAGCUGGUGAUAUAGUGGGGAUUUGAAUCCAGUUCUUUCUGACUCCGAAAGCUGAGGGCUUUUCACCACUUCAGGAGACAUGAGGGAUGCGUACAUUUUGAGCCACCACAUGGACAGCCUAGCAUUAGGCUGGUAUAAAAUAAUAUGAGACAAACUGACUGGGUCCUGAGAAGAUUCUGAUAAAUGAAGAGAGUGCGUGGAGGUCAGGUCUAGCCCUGAUUUAGAAGUCCCCACUCUGUCCUCCCACAAUGCAGUUAUCACCAGUUCUCUGUCAAAGCUGACCUGGGCCUCUCUCAGGGUAGCUCUGGAAUGCGGUAGUCCUCCCUUAUCCAUACGGGGGAUACGUUCCAGGCCCCCCAGUGGAUGCCUGAAACUGUGAAUAGUACUAUCUAAGCAUCAAAACUGUAUGCUAUGUUUUUUCUAUACAUGCCUACCUGUGAUAAAGCUUAAUUUAUUAAUUAUGCACAGUAAGAGAGUAAUCAUAAAACAGAACAAUUAUAACAAUAUACUGUAAUAAAAAUUAUGUGAAUAUGGUCUCUCUCUCUCUCAAAAGAUCUUAUUGUAGCGAACUCACUCCUGUGAUGAUGUGAGAUGGUAAAAUGCCUACACGAUGAGAUGAGUGAGGUGAACGAGGUAGGCCUCGUGACAUAGCGUUAGGCUACUAUUGACCUUCAGCAACAGGAGGAAGUCUACAAGAAGAUACUGUUGACCUUCAGAAUAAGGAUCAUCUGCUCCUGGACCACAGCCAACCACGGAUCGCUGCUGACCACGGGAGAGGAGGAAACUGGCCCCCCCACACGUGAGCUUCCCCUGCCUCCGCCUUGAGGAUGUGGUUGCCAGGCAAGCUGUGUGGAAUGGAAAAUCAAUCAGACUGUCAUGAAGAGGAUAUUCCCUGAAGAAGAUUGCUGGUGACAGUGAAUUUGUCACCCACCUUACUUUCUUUUACUGAGCAAUGGGAAUUUCCUCCACAGUGAGUGAGACCCGGUGUUAUUACAGUGUCUGAAUUCAGGCAGGCCUUUUACGGACAAGCCAAGUUUUCAUUCCAUUGUCUCGCUGUCAUUGGCUCAUCUGAUCUCCACACUGGUUAAUUAGUUUCAAAUCCCUUCAUAUUGAUCUAAUAAAAUCGGCUUGUUUAAUUCA